Molecule: messenger RNA, 1365 nt
Organism: Rhodotorula toruloides NP11
Lineage: Eukaryota; Fungi; Basidiomycota; Microbotryomycetes; Sporidiobolales; Sporidiobolaceae
Product: oxysterol binding protein
Exons: 10
Coding region: 1-1365 (454 amino acids)
Cellular component (GO): cortical endoplasmic reticulum; membrane; intracellular membrane-bounded organelle
Molecular function (GO): sterol binding
Source: RefSeq, a predicted model, not a curated record
AUGGGGCUCACGAACUACAUCAGGAGCGCCGCCAACUCGGUCUCGAGCGGCUCGUCCCCCGCCAAACCCGGACAGGCGCCUGCGACGGCGGGGACAGGCGGCUCGGCGGCAGCUGCUGGCGACGACAAGAUCCCCGAGGGCGCGAGUGCAGACGACACAGAAGAGGUGGACGAUGAGAACAAGAACUUGUUGAUGGCGCUGAUCAGCCAGCUGCGACCUGGCAUGGACCUGAGUCGCAUCACUUUCCCUGUCUUCGUACUCGAGCCUCGCUCUAUGCUUGAGCGCGUCACCGACUUCCACUCACACCCUGAACUCCUUCACGGGGCUGGUCAGCUCGGCGCGCCGGAAGACCGUUUCAUCCAGGUCUUGCGGUACUACUUGGCGGGAUGGCACAUCAAGCCCAAAGGCGUCAAGAAGCCGUACAACCCCAUCCUCGGCGAGUUCUUCCGCUGCCGGUACGACUACUCGGACGGCACGUCGGCGUACUACAUCGCUGAACAAGUCUCGCACCACCCGCCUAUCUCUGCUUGGUACUUCGCCUCCCCCGAGCAAGGCCUCGAGCUCUGCGGCGAGCUCCGACCAAAGUCCAAGUUCCUCGGCAACUCGGCGGCGAACCUGAUGGAGGGCGAGUCGCACCUCAAGUUCCUCGAGGGAGCGGGAGCGAGUGACGGGGAGUACGAUAUCACGAUGCCCAACAUGUACGCACGAGGCAUCCUCUUUGGCAAGAUGGUCCUCGAGCUCGGCGACAACAGCACCGUGCGAAACGACACGACGGGCUUGCAGUGCGACGUCGAGUUCAAGACCAAGGGCUUCUUCAGCGGCACGUACAAUGCGAUUGCGGGGAAGAUCAAGGGUCCGAAGGGCGAGGUCGGCGAGAUCUCGGGCAAGUGGAACGAGGUGAUGGAGUUGCAGCGCAAGGGGGGCAAGGGCAAGGAGGUCCUGUUUGACGCCACCAAGGCCGACGUCGUGCAGAAGUCGGUCUCGCCCGAAGACCAGCAGGCGCCGAACGAGUCUCGCCGGCUGUGGGCGAAAGUGACGGCCGCGAUCAAGGCGAAGGAUCUCGACGCGGCGACGGACGCCAAGACGGCGAUUGAGGAGACGCAGCGGGAGGCGGCACGGGAGAGGGAGAGCAGGGGCGAGAGUUGGCAGCCCAAGUAUUUCAAGCCGACGGGCAAGGGCGGCGAGUGGAGGCCGGCAUUCGCUCUUCCUGCUGGCGACAAGUCUGUGCAGGUCGAGGCCGUCCGUCAGUUCGUCUACGGCUCGGACCCCGAACCUCCCGCCGCCUUCUUCGACGCGCCCGCUGCGACACCCUCGGCGACCGAGUCGGCGGUGCCUGCGCAGCCCGCGCCGACAGCAUCGGCAUGA